This is a messenger RNA of Coturnix japonica (Japanese quail), 4289 nucleotides long. NCBI's taxonomy places the organism in Eukaryota, Metazoa, Chordata, Aves, Galliformes, Phasianidae. The record is from RefSeq and is a predicted model, not a curated record.
GAGUUAAUGAGUUUAUUCACGAAUUUCGGAUGACGCAGCAAUAUUUGCCGAAUGCAGGAGAUAAAGUGAUCUUAAAAUGAACGGACAGAACGACAGACGAGUUAGAAGACGCGGCAAUGUGCUACAUCGGCUGCUGCAGUGACCACAUGUGAAGCAACCGCCCUCCAAAAAUCCCACGUCAACCCAGAACCCGCAACCAAAACGCAGCCCGAACUGGAAAGAAGUGGCUUCGCUGUUGCACCUGGCUGAACACGGCUGGUUCCGCUGUCCCGCCGGGAAGACUGCAUGUAUUUUCAUGUUGCGGAGGAGCAGCGAUUGUUAAUGCCACCGCCUCGCAAUCUUCACAGCUCCUCUGAAGGAAAAAACCGAAGGUGAGACCGAGAUCCGGGUAAGCUGCCUUCUCUGACGGGGGAGGAGGGGGGUCUGCGGUCGAGGCGGGGCGGCUGGAGGCGGGGCGGUCCCUUGGUUCAUUGGUGGGAACGCGGCCGUUCAGCUCCGCGUCACGGCGGGCGGUCCCGCGUUCCCGUAGCUCCGCGGCGGAGCGGGAUGGCGGCGGCUGGUGCGCGGGGAGCAGGUCCCGGCCAGCCGAGGCGGGGCGCGGCGGCGGCGCCCAUCUGAAGCUCGGCGGAGGAGGCGCGGCCGUGCCCUGUUCCUGCUGCCGGCCGGCAUGGAGGUGGCCGGCCUGGAGUGGCUGCUGGGCCCGAUGCAGCAGCUGGUGUCGUGGGGCGCGGCGGGGGCCAUGGUGUUCGGCGGCGUGGUGCCCUACGUGCCCCAGUACCGAGACAUCAGGCGGACGCAGAACGCCGAGGGCUUCUCCACCUACGUGUGCUUGGUGCUGCUGGUCGCGAACAUCCUGCGGAUACUGUUCUGGUUUGGAAGGCGCUUUGAAUCCCCUCUUUUGUGGCAAAGCAUUAUCAUGAUCAUAACUAUGUUACUGAUGCUGAAACUAUGCACUGAAGUACGUGUGUCCAACGACCUAAACAUAAAACGCCGCUCUUUUUCAGCUGCAGAUAGUAAGGAUGAAGAAAUUAAAGCACCUCCCAAGAGAUCUUACCUGGAUUUUGACUUGAACUAUUUUUGGCAUUGGAGCAAGUUUACGGACUACGUGCAGUGUGUCCUGACCUUCACUGGUAUCACCGGUUACAUCACUUACCUCUGGCUUGAUUCAUCUCUCUUUGUGGAAACCUUGGGCUUCCUUGCAGUUUUCACAGAGGCUAUGUUAGGUGUUCCUCAGCUCUACCGUAACUACCAGAAUAGGUCCACAGAAGGAAUGAGUGUCAAGAUGGUGCUGAUGUGGACCAGUGGGGACACUUUCAAGACUGUUUACUUCAUCUUGAAUAAGGCCCCAUUGCAGUUCUCCAUUUGUGGACUCCUGCAGGUGUUUGUGGACAUGGCUAUCCUGCUGCAGGUUUACUUGUACAGCUCCUACCCUCAAAAGCCUGCAUCCCACACCACACACCCUGCCAGCACCAAGGCUCUGUAAGAUGUUCAACAGGGUGGGCUGCAGGCCCAUGGAACUUGAGAGUCUGCCAUGCACCUCCUCUUCCACUUCUAAGUACUCCUGCAUUGCUGAGUUGAAGCAGAAAUGAGAAAAAGAAUUGAAAAUCUGGUUGCACUUCCAGCUCUGGAGGUUUUAUUUGAAAUAACUUGUUCUCUCUGUUCUCAGACUUUGCUGUACAGAACUGUUUCCUGGUGGGAGGGGGGCACUUUAUUUUUGCGUAUGUACCUACGAGCCUUAUCAGUUCACAUAUGUUUGUAUAUUAAUCACAAGGGCUAGGCAUUUUGUUUAUAAUGCUAUUUAAAAAAUGUUACAACACAGAAAUUAUAAGAUAUUUUGUCUGAAACCUUCACCUAUUUAUAUUAUAUAAAGUCUGUAUAUUGGUAGGAAGGUUGUGGUAUGUGUUAGCAUUCAGUAUCUCUGCGAUGUAGGACAAAGUGUUGAAGAGCAAAUGCAGGAGCUUUUUUUUUUUCAAGAAGAGUGUCUAGUAAGCAGAGAGGGGUAGAGGGAGAGAGGCCCUGUAAAGAGGUGAGCAACUGAAAAUGAAGCUGUCACAUACAGCAUCAGCAUGCAGAAGAGUGAGUGGUAGACGCUGGUACCUGCUCAGUGUGGCAGACAGAUACAUCAGGGUGAGGAAUGGGGUCUGCAUAUGGGUGAUGUUGCACCACGUGUAAAGCAGGCACAGAUAGUAGAGUGGUCAGCCAUCAGGAGAUGUGAACAGGAGACUGCAGGGGAGGGGCUGUGGCUCAGUUUUGUGUUGAUGCAGCAGACAGGCUAUGCUAUGCUCACAGUGCAGCGCUGCCACAAACCCAGAGGCCAGUAGAUGUGCAUUGCCAGUAUUGCCAGGAGGUAGUUCUAGCUGGCAAAUGUGAGCCACUGAGUGUCUCCUCUUUCAUUGCCUCAGAGCAGGCAGUGAAGAAUUCUGAAAGAGUCCUAUUCUUAUGGACUCCAGUGGAACAGUAUCCCACCACUUGAUUUGUGGAGGCUGAAAUUCACAUUUGUGUUGCUUAAUGCCAAACAAGAACCAGUUGGUAUGUUCGGGUGUUUCUGGCAUUGGUCCAUGUUUUCCUUUUUCUGUUUCUUACGAUCUUUCAAGCUCUCAGGAGAAUCAACAGUUAGAAAGAGGGACCAGGGCAGAGAGUUUAUUUAUAGAUGUAGUUGUCUGUGCUGGCCGUUUUCCACCAUAGGUCACCAUGCCCUUUCUGAGCACUGCAUGAGUCUGGAAGCUGUGGGUGCUGUGUGACCUGUAGGGAACUGUGUCCAAGCUCCUGCGCUUCUGCCCGUUGCUGUAGGGAAACUGCUGCUGUUGUUGUGAGGGCAGCUGCAGUGAGACCCCAGCCCAGCUGAGCUUUGCCUUCCUCAGCAAGACCCCCUCCCUGCUGCCAGUGAUCCCUGGUGUGGCAAGAGGGAGGGGCUGGAUUCUUCAGAAUAGUUUUGGGUUUUUUUCUUCCAAGAUUAGCAUAAGAGCUUAUGUUUUCUUAUCAGUGGCACCAAGUCUGAGAUUUCAUACCUUCAGUAUAUAAAUCAGGUACUUUCCCCAUGGUGUUUUAUUUGAGACUCUCAUGACCUGCGUCUGGACUGUCUCCAGGGGUGGCAAGCCAUUCUCUGUGGGGCACCAGCACCAGGCUGCAGCAGUAGCUGUGUGACACUGGGUUGGAAAUGCCCAUUGCAAGGAAGGGAACAGUGAGUCAGCCCUGCAGGCUGCGCCACUUGGCAGACAUGUGCCCAUCUUACUCCCGGCAGCCCAGGCUGCUGUCAAGGCUCCUGAUAACAUGUGCCAUCUUGGCAUGGGCACACUGCUGGCAGAGAGCAGAGAUCGUGCUUGGAGGCUGAGCCACCCUGCCUUCAGUGGGGAGGAAAGGGGCUCCCUCAGGAACCAGCUAUCCAAUAGAUCUGGUUGGGCAGAGCUAUUUUGAGGGCUGGGCCCAGCUGCUUUGCCUGGGUGCUGCCUCCACACUCCUCCUGUUUGACACCUUACUCUUUUAGGCCUGAAGUGACCUUACAAUGACAACGUACCCUGGCAUGGCAGACUAUGAAUGUUUUGUUCUUCCUUUUAUUCCAAUGUUCUGAUUGCGUUUAAAGAACGGCUUGGCUUUUGUCUUUUUAAAUCAAAAACAUAAUUAUCGGCUGGCAUCUCUGAUAUGCUGCUUUAAUGAGGAUUGUAUUUCUACUGUAUGCAAAUGAACACUUUCUGUGUGUUUUAAUGAUCUGGGUUUUAGUUGUGGUGGUGUUUUUUUUAAUAACUUGUAAUGAUACAGUUUUUUUGUAUAUGCUAGUCUUUUUCUAAUCUAUGAAACGGGGAUAUCGGGAAUACAUUGGUGUUAAGAAAAAUGGUUCUGUAUGUGAGAGCUUCACUUGGGAGCGCACGCUUUUGGCCACCUCUUUGAAUCUGAACUAUGGGUAUUACUGAUAAAAUAACUUGUUAUUUUCUAAUGGGACUCCUCCCUGGGCAGAUUCUUGAGUCUGUUGUCAGUACCCAGACCAGUCUCAUUCACAGCAGAGCUGUAAAUGCUGGCAGAGAAGCCAGUGAAAACACAUCUAUCUUCUGUAUAAUGGCAUUGAAUAAGGUAGGACUCUUGGCCAGGAACUCCUGAAUAUCACUUUGUAAGAUACUUUACAGAGGAAAUGUUACAGAACUUUAUUCUUUACUUGCUGGGAAGUAUCUGUAUCAAUGAUCACCUCAGAGAUUAAGAAAUGAAUUACUUUAAAUACAUCUCUUUGAAUGUCACGGAGUUUGUUUUCUUGUCAGUUGCAAUGUUUUUUAAAAUAAAAGUUAUCUAUUACACGUAAA